Mucor mucedo is the source of this 1300-nucleotide messenger RNA. RefSeq lists its product as uncharacterized. Gene Ontology annotation, molecular function: calcium ion binding; protein binding. Gene Ontology annotation, biological process: actin cortical patch organization; endosomal transport; endocytosis. The record is from RefSeq and is a predicted model, not a curated record. The annotation marks the transcript as partial. The transcript has 4 exons. Gene Ontology annotation, cellular component: cytoplasm; plasma membrane; actin cortical patch. Lineage: Eukaryota; Fungi; Mucoromycota; Mucoromycetes; Mucorales; Mucoraceae.
AUGUAUAAUAAUAACACUGGAGGUCAAUCAAGUCCUUCAAAGGGUAUUCGCUUUAGUUUUUUGACACCUUCGGACCAAGCAAAGUUCGAACAAAUAUUUACCCAAAGUGCUGCUGCAUUUGGUGGCAACAAGAUUUCUGCUAACGCAGUAAGCGAACUUCUCAGACGUUCUAAUCUCGAUAAUGAUUCCUUGGCAAAGAUUUGGGAUCUCUCUUCCAUCUCCAACUCACCCUUCUUGUCGUUUCCUGAAUUUGCAGUGGCUAUGUUCUUAACCUCCAAGAAACUCACAGGUCAAGUAUUACCCGCUAGCCUUCCUCCCAAUAUUAGAGAAGAGACAGAAAUUGCUAUGGCCACCAUCGCAUCCACCGAAAACCCUCAACAGCAGCAACAGCAGCUUGUGAAUACACAACAAUAUAAUGUUCAACCUCAGCAAACUGGCAUGAUGGGCUCUCAACAAACAGGUAUGGGUAUGAUGAAUCAACAACCUACAGGCAUGAUGAAUCAACAGACGGGUAUGAUGAAUCAACAGCCUACAGGCAUGAUGGGAUCUCAGCAACCAAUGCAUGCGCAACAGACGGGUAUGAUGUCUCACCAAAUGAUGGUGCCUCAACAAACGGGUAUGUUGGCAUCUCAGCAAUUGAAUAUGAUGACAGGUAUGCCUGCUAAUCGAUCUACACCACCUCCCGUACCGCAAUUACCUAUGCAAACGGGAUAUGGAAACUAUGGCAACUCUGGGCCUUCGUUUAUGCCACCGGCCCCUACCCAACCACCCAAACCUCGUCUUCAAAAUCUGGAUUUUGCAAAGAAGAUGAUGCCUAACCAAAACGGCGUGACGAAUUUAUUGAACCCCAGUUUGGGGACCAGUGAUUCAGACCGAUUAUCAUGGAAGAUCAGUCCUCAGGAUAAACAACGGUAUCGCGAGAUUUUCAAUGCAUGGGAAGGAUCUGGCUCUGGAUUUAUGUCAGGCGAUACAGCCAAGGAUGUGUUGACGCAAUCCCAAUUACCCCCACAGGAUCUGAUGAAGAUCUGGAAUUUGGCCGAUACUGAAAACCGUGGAAGUUUGGACGUGGAUGAAUUUUCAAUUGCUAUGCAUUUAGUCUAUCGAAAAUUAAACGGAUUUGAAAUUCCCAGUGUUUUACCUGCGGAAUUAAAGCCUCCUUCCAGUCUUCUCAAGAAAUUCGUACUCGGUCGUCGUCCUCCUCCUUCCACUCCCUCUUUCAAUACAAGCCCACAACCUCAAGAGGAUUAUAACCUGGAUCAUCACCACCAAAAUGAUUAUGUCUCUAGCUCCCGUCGAAAGG